CCGGCGGGCAGUGCAGCACAGAGGCUUAUCACUGUCGAUGUGUGGUGAUCCGGACCAGACCAAGUCCAUGUAUGUACGCUAGCCUAGCGUCACCAGCAACACAACGCCGCGGAUCACACUCAUUUUCACAAGGGUCUAUCAACAGUAAACUCUCGCAGAGGCGUCUUCCACAUCUUUCGCUCGAUAACAGCCGGUCUUAAAGCUGAAGGUCAAGGUGGAGGCCGUUAUUUGAUGUGAAAGGGUGUAGAUCUGCGCGCCUACAGAGAGAGAGAGCGAGACUCCAAGCACACAAGAUGGAGUGCCAGUGGAAACCCGACGAGCAGGGACUUCAGCAGAUCUUACAGCUGCUCAAGGAAUCACAGUCCCCCGACACAUCCACGCAACGAUCCGUCCAACAAAAACUUGAGCAGCUCAAUCAAUACCCGGACUUCAACAACUACCUGAUAUUUGUGCUCACAAAGCUAAAGACCGAAGAUGAGCCCACUCGGUCUCUCAGUGGUCUCAUUUUGAAGAACAACGUUAAGGCCCAUUACCAGAACUUCCCAAAUGGUGUGUCUGACUUCAUCAAAAAUGAGUGCCUGCAAAACAUCGGAGACUCCUCACCGCUCAUUAGAGCCACAGUGGGUAUUCUGAUCACAACUAUAGCCUCUAAAGGGGAGUUACAAAACUGGCCGGAGCUUCUACCUAAACUUUGUUUACUGCUGGACUCAGAGGACUAUAAUACUUGUGAAGGGGCUUUUGGAGCUCUGCAGAAGAUCUGUGAGGACUCUGCUGAGAUCCUAGACAGUGACAUGCUGGACCGACCACUCAACGUGAUGAUCCCCAAGUUUCUGCAGUUCUUCAAGCACAGUAGCCCCAAGAUCAGGUCUCAUGCCAUUGCCUGUGUGAACCAGUUCAUCAUCAGCAGAACACAGGCCCUGAUGUUGCACAUAGAUCCUUUCAUUGAGAACCUGUUUGCACUGGCAGGUGAUGAGGAGCCUGAAGUGAGGAAGAAUGUGUGCAGAGCUUUAGUCAUGCUCUUGGAAGUCAGAUUAGACCGUCUCCUUCCUCACAUGCACAACAUCAUUGAGUACAUGUUGCAGAGGACUCAAGAUCAGGAUGAAAAUGUCGCUCUGGAGGCCUGUGAAUUUUGGCUCACGCUUGCCGAGCAGCCUGUGUGUAAGGAGGUUCUGUGUGGACACCUGCCUAAAUUGAUACCGGUUCUUGUGAAUGGAAUGAAGUACUCUGAGAUUGACAUAAUCCUGUUGAAGGGUGAUGUUGAGGAGGAUGAAGCAAUCCCGGACAAUGAGCAGGACAUUCGUCCCAGGUUCCAUCGCUCACGCACUGUGGCCCAACAACACGAGGGUGGAGACUCCAUUGAGGAAGAUGAUGAUGAAGAUGAUUUGGAUGAUGAUGAAACCAUCUCAGAUUGGAACUUGAGGAAAUGUUCUGCAGCUGCACUAGAUGUCCUGGCGAAUGUUUUCAGAGAUGAUUUGCUUUUGCAUAUCCUUCCUUUACUGAAAGAACUACUGUUCCAUCCAGAGUGGCUUGUUAAAGAGUCUGGCAUACUUGUACUGGGAGCCAUUGCUGAAGGCUGUAUGCAGGGGAUGAUCCCCUACUUGCCGGAGUUGAUUCCUCAUUUGGUGCAGUGUCUGUCUGAUAAGAAGGCACUGGUUCGAUCCAUCACUUGCUGGACUCUAAGCCGCUAUGCACACUGGGUUGUUAGCCAGCCCCCUGACAUCUACCUCAAACCGCUCAUGACAGAACUGCUCAAACGGAUACUUGACAGCAACAAGCGUGUCCAAGAGGCCGCUUGCAGUGCCUUUGCUACCCUGGAAGAGGAGGCUUGCACUGAGCUGGUACCGUACCUUGCUUAUAUUUUGGACACGCUGGUUUUUGCUUUCGGUAAAUACCAGCACAAGAACCUCCUCAUCCUCUAUGACGCCAUCGGGACUCUGGCUGACUCUGUGGGCCACCAUCUCAACAAACCAGAAUAUAUUGAGAUGCUGAUGCCUCCAUUGAUUCAAAAAUGGAACCAGUUGAAGGAUGAAGAUAAAGACCUUUUUCCCUUACUGGAGUGUCUCUCAUCUGUGGCCACGGCCCUGCAGAGCGGCUUCCUGCCAUACUGUGAACCUGUCUACCAACGCUGUGUCAACCUGGUCCAGAAAACACUCGCCCAGGCCGUGCUCCACCAGACUCAGCCUGAGUUUUAUGAAGCUCCUGAUAAAGAUUUCAUGAUUGUGGCUCUGGAUCUGCUCAGCGGGUUAGCAGAGGGUCUUGGAGGGAACAUUGAACAGCUAGUUGCCCGUAGCAACAUUCUCACUCUUAUGUACGAGUGCAUGCAGACUGUGUUUUCUCAGGAUAAAAUGCCAGAGGUUCGCCAGAGUUCUUUUGCUCUGCUGGGAGAUCUGACCAAAGCCUGCUUCCAGCAUGUCAAACCUUGCAUCGCUAACCUCAUGCCUAUCCUAGGCACAAACUUGAACCCAGAGUUGAUAUCAGUCUGCAACAAUGCCACAUGGGCCAUUGGAGAAAUAUCCAUUCAAAUGGGUUCUGAGAUGCAGCCGUAUGUACCGAUGGUUUUACAGCAGCUUGUGGAGAUCAUAAACAGACCCAACACACCCAAGACACUGCUGGAGAAUACAGCAAUAACAAUUGGUCGUCUUGGUUACGUUUGUCCUCAAGAGGUGGCACCCAUGCUACAGCAGUUUAUAAGACCCUGGUGCACCUCUCUUCGCAAUAUAAGAGACAAUGAAGAAAAAGACUCUGCGUUCAGAGGAAUCUGCACCAUGAUCACGGUCAACCCUGGUGGUGUGGUGCAGGACUUUAUAUUUUUCUGUGAUGCCGUAGCAUCCUGGAUGAACCCAAAAGAUGAUCUUCGAGAAAUGUUCUACAAGAUCUUGCAUGGGUUUAAGAACCAGGUUGGAGACGAGAAUUGGAGACACUUUUCUGACCAGUUUCCUCUUCCACUCAAAGAAAGACUUGCAGCCUUCUAUGGGGUGUAGAUGUUACCUGAUUGAAGAGCUUAUUCACUAUAGGAGAGGAUGGGAACCUCUAAUACCCAGGGCAUACUUUGCCCUUUACCUGGGGGGAAGGGUGGUCUAGCAGGGGUGGGAGCCAUACGGCCCACUGGACCCCUGUA
This is a messenger RNA of Carassius auratus (goldfish), 3118 nucleotides long. RefSeq names its product transportin-1. NCBI's taxonomy places the organism in Eukaryota, Metazoa, Chordata, Actinopteri, Cypriniformes, Cyprinidae. Gene Ontology annotation, molecular function: small GTPase binding. The transcript has 24 exons. Gene Ontology annotation, biological process: protein import into nucleus. Bases 294 to 2981 code for a protein of 895 amino acids. The record is from RefSeq and is a predicted model, not a curated record.